Molecule: messenger RNA, 671 nt
Organism: Aspergillus ibericus CBS 121593
Lineage: Eukaryota; Fungi; Ascomycota; Eurotiomycetes; Eurotiales; Aspergillaceae
Exons: 3
Coding region: 149-646 (165 amino acids)
Source: RefSeq, a predicted model, not a curated record
GGAAAGUCUCUGGGGAGUCUCAAGUCGACUUUAUCAGAGUCCCAACAUCCAUAUAUGCUGUGCACAGUAUAGAAUCAUUCCACGCCUUGGGUGUGAACCAAUUAUUUGUGGCUUCGUUAACUUGGGAUUCCCAUUACCCCGGUACCACAUGUUUCGCUGUGCGUUUCGCCCCUUCUCGCCUUUCCCUCGCACCAGCGUCGGUCCUACGGCGCGGUACUUUCAUCGGGUCACGACAGACUUCGUUGCCCAUGAUGUGAAAGGAAAUCUGGUUACUAGAAAGGUGCCUGUUAUUGUUGGCGACCCUGGGGAAACAUAUGUUUUAAUUGAGCCGGCGGUUGGUAGUGCUCUCCGUGCUGCCAGUCCAUUUGCAUCAGCUUCCGCAGCUCGCGCUGAAGAUAGAUGUAAACUUACAUUUUUCCACGAUUCGCAACAUUUUGGAUAUGAAUCAUCGAGUUAUCCCCGCCUUUAUGUCCCAUGCCAGAUCCCUCGCCAAACAGAGUCAAAUACAAGCCCUGCAACUUUAUUCUUGAGCGGAAAGAUGCACGAGAUAGUCCUAGAUGGAACCCCCGAUGCAAAAUUUGCCGAGAAGGCAAACGCUACUGGCCAGAACCUUGCCAGUGUACUUCACCAGCUGAAGGAUAUGUGAUUUCGAGUUUUUUUUUUUUUUUUUU